This is a messenger RNA of Eufriesea mexicana, 900 nucleotides long. It is a transcript of the gene slf, whose product is annotated as C-type lectin domain-containing protein slf. The transcript has 4 exons. The record is from RefSeq and is a predicted model, not a curated record. NCBI's taxonomy places the organism in Eukaryota, Metazoa, Arthropoda, Insecta, Hymenoptera, Apidae. The coding region runs from base 91 to 789 and encodes 232 amino acids.
CAAAGAUCAUGUAAUAAAUUGUUUUGUGAUUAAUAAAGACGUGUCAGUUGAAGUAAUUAUAUGUGUUAAGAAGGUUUGAUUUCGAUUUGCAUGAUGUUGGUGCCGCUGGCCGUCGUGCUUUUCGCGACGUUGGUGUACGCCCAACCAGCCAUAAACGAAAUUCGGCCACAAAGUAACAGACCAGGAAGAUUCCUGUCUCUUCCUGUACCGCAAAAAUGUGCAAACCGACCAAAAGAAUUCAACUACAGAGGGCACAAUUACUUCUACAGCGGACAUGUUCCCGCUCAUGCGAACCAGAGGGUAGACUGGUUAGAUGCUAGGAACAUCUGCAGAGAAUACUGCAUGGACCUCGUCUCGAUGGAGACACAGGAUGAGAACAACUUAAUCUUCAAACUCAUCCAACAAAAUGAUGUUCCUUUCAUUUGGACAUCCGGACGUCUUUGCGACUUCAAAGGCUGCGAGAAUCGACGUGACCUCGAACCCAAAUCCCUUUAUGGAUGGUUCUGGUCGGCCAACAGAAAGAAGAUAUCACCAACAAAUCAAAUCCCCGAAGGUUGGUCCUUCAACCCAUGGUCUCAAACUGGUCAUAAGAAACUUAGGCAACCGGACAAUGCUGAAUUCGACAUCAAUGGCACUAGCGAAUCUUGCCUGUCUAUAUUGAACAACGUUUACAAAGAUGGAAUCAGCUGGCACGAUGUUGCUUGCUAUCACCAGAAACCAUUCGUCUGUGAGGACUCUGAAGAACUUUUGAACUACGUGGGCAGCACCAAUCCUAACAUCCGCCUUUAAAGGCCUCGUGAAUUAAUAAUUUACGUCAUCAGCACCUGUUUUAUCUGUUUCUGUUGCAGCUUAAACGAGACACGACUUAAAAAAAAGACGAAAAUAAAAAAACAAUCAUCA